This is a messenger RNA of Hippopotamus amphibius kiboko, 1487 nucleotides long. RefSeq names its product tumor necrosis factor receptor superfamily member 1B-like. Gene Ontology annotation, cellular component: plasma membrane; cell surface. The record is from RefSeq and is a predicted model, not a curated record. The transcript is spliced from 8 exons. The coding region runs from base 273 to 1487 and encodes 404 amino acids. Gene Ontology annotation, biological process: TRAIL-activated apoptotic signaling pathway; positive regulation of apoptotic process. Lineage: Eukaryota; Metazoa; Chordata; Mammalia; Artiodactyla; Hippopotamidae. Gene Ontology annotation, molecular function: protein binding.
ACGUCAGUGAGCACUGCAGGAGCUCCCACACCCGGGGACGGUGUGUGAUGUGCGUCAGUGGGACAUUCAUGAAGUUUCCCAACGGACUGGAAGCCUGCUUCAAGUGCUCCACCUGCACCAAGGGGCUGCAGUCCUGAUCGAGUGGAGAAGCCUGGCAAGUCUGUUUAAACAAGGGAACACCCCACGCAGAGGGCUCCUGCCAGGGACCCUUCCCAGGGGCCUCUUUAAGUGCGAGAGGAAGGGUUCGAGUCCCCAGGAGCUUAAGGGAGCAAAUGACAAUGUGCGUUCAACAUUCCUGGGCCCCUGGAGGGGGCGGUGGCAGGUCGGCCCUGGUGCCCUGGUGGUGGGCCUGCACGUCGGGACCACCGUGGGUGCAGGCCUGCGGGGGGCUUUGCUCUGUCUGGCAAACCUGCUCAGCAGCGCCACAGUUCUGGGCAUCUGCCCCGGGGGAGGUGGGUGUAGACGUGGGAAGCACGCCCACGGCCGGGUUCAGGGCUCAGCCGCACCGGGACCUUCUCGGGGUGUCCCUUCUAAGGGUGAUGUGGGUCCCCAGAGCCUGCCCUUCCGUGACCCAGCCUUCCCUGCCUGCAGACGAGGAGGAGGUGGCGGGGUGCACGCUGACCCGAGACCGGGUGUGCCAGUGCCGACCGGGCCAUUUCUACCUCCACCCGGGAUCCUCUGAAAUCUGCAGCCGGUGUAGCAGGUGUCCCAAAGGGCACGUCGUUGUCCAAAGAUGCAACACUACUGAGGACACGGUGUGCAGCUUUCCUGGUCUAGAGAGGAGACACUGGUGGUCUUUGAUCGGAAGCUUUCUCUUUGUCUCAGUCGUAGUGACCCUCUUUUUCUGGCUUUCGAAGAAACCAACUGGAUGCAUGUCUGCGCACCCUGGCCUGUCUAACGGAGUCGGCGACCACAGACAGAGCAUGUUGCCUGAGCACUCGGUGUGCAGCUUGCCCGCAAACCAGGACAGAGGUGCACAGUCUGCAGUCCACAUGAUGGAAAAUUUCAGCCCAUCCAAAGACAGCUUGGACGUCAUGUCUGAGGCCCCAACCGCCACCAGGACCCUGGAGAGCCUGGCGGGUGUCAAUGGCCCACAGGCUGCGGCAGGUGAAAGAGGCCGGACCCCACAGCCCAUGCCCUCUGCCCCGUCUGAACCUGAGCUCCCAGUGGAUCUGCAGCAGCUACCUCUAGAAGCUAUUUCUUUGGCGGUUGGUUCCAGAAAGCACGUGGAGGAACGUGGCAAUGGGGGUCACAGCAGGCUCCUGCCCUCAAGACUGUGUGGCGCCCCGUGGAGGGGGUGGAGAGGAGUUUAUCCUGUGCGAGGAGCCGGGUGUGGUCAGCUCACGGAGCAGUCUCGGAUCGGCUGGCAUCAAGGUGACAUUUCAAGCAUCAUCACCCUCCUGGUUUCAACCAGUCCUAGGGUCUACGUGCCCGUGGUCAGCAGUUUUCAUCUGAAGGGGGACCUGCUUCCUGUAAAAACAACUUAG